Capsicum annuum is the source of this 1403-nucleotide messenger RNA. Its product is annotated as E3 ubiquitin-protein ligase RNF5-like. Gene Ontology annotation, cellular component: endoplasmic reticulum. The record is from RefSeq and is a predicted model, not a curated record. NCBI's taxonomy places the organism in Eukaryota, Viridiplantae, Streptophyta, Magnoliopsida, Solanales, Solanaceae. The transcript is spliced from 3 exons. Bases 649 to 1308 code for a protein of 219 amino acids. Gene Ontology annotation, molecular function: metal ion binding; ubiquitin-like protein conjugating enzyme binding; ubiquitin protein ligase activity. Gene Ontology annotation, biological process: ubiquitin-dependent protein catabolic process.
UUAGUUUAGGAUGUAAACCAUCCCGAUUUAAUAUUUGGUAUAAGUUUUAAGACCAUCAUUUAUUUAAAAUGGAUCCUACAUAGUUAAGAAUGGUCGUCAUUCAUUUUUAUGGAGUUAGUGAAAAAAAUAGUAGGCAGAUUUUGAAAUCAAGGGAAAGGACUAGAGGCUCAAUCCAAUCCACCAACCGACACUACAGUUAAGGAGAGUCCCUUCGCUGUUUUUUUAAGCUGCUCAUACAAACCAUAUACUAUUCGUACAUUUUUCCUUUCUUUCUCUACUCACCUUUUCUCUUUCAGAUCACUCAAAGUAUACACUUUUUCCCCAGCUCCUUCAAGAUUCUCAUCCUAGAUCCCUUAAUUUCAGCACUGGAAGGACUCAAUUCUUUGUACCCCUUGGGGAUGAGGCCCUUCCCUGGAUCAUGCUAACGUGGGAUGCUUUUUACACCGGGCUUCCCUUCUAUUGUAGCAUCAAGAGGAGCUAAAAAUUACAAAAGAAAAAAGACUUCUUCUCUUUAACUGGUGCUGAAAGUCUAUAAACUCCAUCAUGAUGUCCAAAUCAUAAACUACUUUCGUGUUACACAAAGAUGAGGAAGAACAUCUACCUUCUAAACAUCUGUACAUAUUCAUAUUUCAUAUUUUGAUUGUGCAUAUGGAUCAUGAGACCGGUGAAUCAUUGGAUUCUGUGCAUUCACAUAAUAUUAAUUGCGAGCAUGGUGAUUUUGAAUGCAAUAUCUGUUUUGAAAUAGCUCAAGAUCCUAUUGUGACUCUUUGUGGCCACCUUUAUUGUUGGCCUUGUCUUUGUGAAUGGUUGCAAGUUCAUUCACAUUCCCAAGAAUGCCCAGUUUGUAAGGCUCUCAUAGAAGACCAGAAGUUAGUACCCAUAUAUGGUCGAGGCAAGGCAAGCUCUGACCCGAGAUCGUGCGUACGUCAAAGGAUGAACAUUCCUAACCGUCCAGUAUUUGGGCCAAGACCACAAACAGCUCCAGCACUAGAUAUGAACUAUUUCCAGCCCAAUGAGUUGGAUCUAACGGGGGGAUUUGUGCCUAUGUCCAGUGCAAGGUUUGGGAACUUGACAUUAUCUACUCUAUUCGGAGCUAUUCCAGCUUUUUUCAACCUUCAUGUGCAAGGAUUUCAUGAUGCUACUGUAUAUGGUGCUACCACAGGAGUUCCAUACAUCUUUUCUAGUUCAGUUCAUGGGGGUUAUGCUCAUGGAUUUCAUCAUUCAAUCCAUGUAGAUAGUACAAAGUUCUUCAUCAAGAUGUUUCUUUUGAUAGUUGGUUUCCUCUUAGUUGUUUCCUUAAUUUUGUAGAAUUCCACGAAUUAAGAUGUAGAAUUAUUAAUCAUGUGUGUAUAUCCUUAGAGUAGUACUUAUAUUCAUGUCUAGUAAAGCAAGGUUCUCAGUUA